AUGUUGCCGCAUCAUCAGCGCCAUAAAAUGGCGUCACUUCUGGCCAUCUUGAUGCUCAGCUGCUGCCUCAUCGCGCCGCUUGACGCCCGCUCCCGGGACAAGGAGGAGCGUCGCAGUCGGGGGCGUGGCAGCAGCACAGGCGCCUCAGUUGCCACCUCGGCGGUAACCAGCAACAGUAAUGGCAACAGCAAUGGCAGCAACAAUGGCUACUAUCGCAGCUCAACGGCAUUCGGUGCGUCCACAGGCAGCACUGGCUAUAACGGACCCAUGGACAGCACCGGCUUCUGCACACGGCGACGUGACAUGAAACUCAUGUGCUAUUGCACGCCGGAUGAGAAUCACAUUCCCGUGCAGAAGGCCGAGUGCUGGGUCUUCUCGGAGGGACUGCAUCAGAAUGACACGACCUGGACGCGCUUCUAUCAGCAGAAGAGUCUGCGCGAACUCAAGUUCGUCAUACAGAACAAUGCACGUCUCGACUAUAUACCCAGCAUGAUCAUUGAGCCCCUGAAGAAUCUGAGCAGCAUUGUCAUCGAGUACUCCCAAGUGGAGAUCGUCAAGAGCUAUGCCUUCGCCAAUCUACCCUUCCUCGAGCGCAUCAUACUGAACAACAAUCAUAUAAUGGCCCUCGAUCAGGAUGCAUUUGCCAAUCACGUUCGACUGCGUGAACUCAACUUGGAGCACAAUCAGAUCUUUGAGAUGGAUCGUUAUGCAUUCCGCAACUUGCCACAUUGUGAGCGUCUCUAUUUGAACAACAACAACAUAAGCACGCUGCACGAAGGACUCUUUGUGGAUAUGACACGUUUGACCUACUUGAAUUUGGCCCACAAUCAGAUCAAUGUCCUAACCAGCGAGAUCUUUCGCGGACUGGGAAAUCUCAAUUUACUCAAAUUAACGCGCAAUAAUCUCAACUUUAUUGGUGACACCGUGUUUGCCGAACUCUGGAGUCUGAGUGAACUCGAACUGGAUGACAAUCGCAUCGAGCGCAUUUCGGAGCGUGCCUUGGACGGUCUGAACAAUUUGAAAACUUUGAAUUUGCGCAAUAAUUUGCUGAAGAAAAUUGACAAUGGGCUGCUGCGUGGCACACCGGCGUUGCUGUCAAUCAAUGUGCAGGCCAACAAAUUGGAAACACUGACGUUCUACACGUUUCAGCCAAUUAUGGACAAUUUGGUCAACAGCACCAGUGAGCUGUUGGUGUCAGACAACAAAUUCAUCUGCGAUUGUCGUCUACAAUGGAUCUUUGAAUUGAAAAAUCGCACACGUCACCUGCAGCUGCGGGAUUCGCUGGAGAAUUUCAUUUGCACACUGCAGGAGCCGAAGCUGUCGCACUUUGUGGACCCGGUGCCAUCGCAUAUCCUGGACCUGCUCAACAUUGGCGGCUUCACGGCCAUCGGCAGCAACAGCGCCAGCAUGGGCGGCAUUGGGAACGGUGUGAGCAGCGUGAGCAGCAUGAGCAGCAACUAUGCGACUCUGGAUGAGCUGAAUGCUGGCAACAGCAUUGGCUCCAGGAAGCAUGCCUCGAGUAAGUCGCGUCAGGCGUUGCGUGGCCAGCGCCAGUUUACGGAUCUCGCCGAGAAUAAUGCCGUGGAGUCGAAGCUGCGGCAGCGACGCAAGCGGCAACAGCAGCAGCAGAAGGAUGUGGCAGGUGUGGCAGCUGUGGCACAGACGCAAAAACGCUACGAUUACUACGAUGAGGCAACUGGCGGACAUGUGUCUGGCAUGGGAUUGGGACACGGCGGCCUGGACAUGGAUGACAACCUGAAUCUGCACAAACAGAGCUCGUUCUAUGGCGGCGCCGGCUCCGGUUCCAGCAGCAGUGGCGCCAUCUUGGCCCACAAUGAUGUGGACGUGCUGCUCGGCGGUGGCACGUUGCAUCAACCAGCAGUUGGCGACUCUCUCGAUGCUCUGGCCACCAAGAACUCGAUCAGUGUGCGUCUGUUUAUGCUGAAACCCGAGAUGCUGCCCUGCCACGACGAACUGAGCGAUCCCACCGAGCUGCCCCUCUCCCGUGACCUCAUGGACGUGCGCAGCAAUGCGGGACAGGAUCAGCUGAUCAAUGGUGCUCCACUGCAGACACUCCAGAUUGCCCUCUGUGUAUCACUCAGCUCGCUGGUGGCACUCUUCAGCCAGGGUUGAAUCCCUGAGCUGCUUGGCUCGUUCAAUGAGUUUUAGAUCGUUGUAAAUACUCGUGAGCAUUCAUUUGGUUGUUCGAAACUAAAGAAGACGCCUAGCUCUUAAGUCAAAGUGAGAAGCAGCAAACUUCUUGGUUUAACUAUUUUGGAAACGAGCUUCACACACAGCAACACACACAGGAACAGACUCACAACACUCAGAUACACACUAAAGAUACAGAUACAGCAACGUGAAAUCUAAACUAAACUCUUGUAAAUAUGUAAAAAUGGAAAUUCGAGUAACCUACUAAUUUAAUCCUAGCUGAUAGCUGUAAUAUUAGUCUCUCGACUUUGACGCAAACUUUAAUACAGAACCGAACUACAACCAAAAACAUAACAAAUUGAGAACCUCCGAGCAAACUGGCGUUUCAUUUAAACUCAAACUAAUAACCGUUAAACAAAACAACUGCAACAAGAACCGAACAAAAAAAACCAUAAAGAAAAUCUUAAUAAGAAAAAUGCAAGUGAGCAAACCAAAGUGAGCAAACACUGUACUACAUAGCAUAUAGUUUGACUAGCCAUAGAGUUGAAUUAUUUGAGAUUCGUUUAACUUGAGCAAGGUACACACUACAUACAGUAACAGUAAAAACUUGGAAAGCGCUAAACGUCUUAGGUACAGUGAGGUCAACAACUAACUAACUAACUAGAGUCAGUUUUAGUGUACUAAGGUCCACAUGAGGCAUGCCUGUAAAAAACUUGAUAGAAAAUGAUAAAAACGAAGCAAAAAAAAAAGAGAAAGCUGAAAUUAGAUACAGAUGCAAAGAUACAGAUACUUAGAUACAUAGAGUAAUGCAGCCUGCAUCUGGGUUCUAUAUAUAAAUUACAGUUAAGAUUGCUUUCUAGCUGUAAGUCACACACUCACUCCUCACUCCCUGUCUUUAGAACUGCUGCUGCCACGCCCAAAAAAAAA
Molecule: messenger RNA, 3078 nt
Organism: Drosophila innubila
Lineage: Eukaryota; Metazoa; Arthropoda; Insecta; Diptera; Drosophilidae
Gene: Con
Product: connectin
Exons: 3
Coding region: 1-2133 (710 amino acids)
Molecular function (GO): protein binding
Source: RefSeq, a predicted model, not a curated record